GGGAGUUGUAGCGUUUACAGUACAGCCUUUGAGAAGGCAGAAACUGAAGUAUGACAGGAAGCAGCUCUACAUCCGAUAUUCAACAUUUGGAGGGAUGAACGAAGACAUCAUGAACGAGAAGAAGAGGGCAGCACCAGAUGUGGAUUAAAGCACUGACGGCCAAUCAAGACAGAGAGUGGUCAAAGGAGAGUGUAGUGGCAAAACAAAUCGGCAAGGAUACUGUCAUUAAAAUAGCCAAGGGUGUCUACGUGACUGCAUCAAGAACUUUUACAGACUUUAGGACUUGAGAUUUUUAUGUGUAACAGCCACAUUUUGAGGACAAUGGAUACCUUGUCACAGAGCUCCAGGCUUGAGUGUAAAAUCUGUUUCAACUACUUCAACCAAUGGCGGCGUCCCAAACUCCUCCACUGUCAGCAUACCUGCUGUUCCGUGUGUCUAAGCCAAAUGAGGCUAAGUCAGAGAGAGAUCUGCUGCCCUUGGUGCCGGUGCAUAACACAGCUCCCCAACGGCAUUUCUGUCACCCAUCUCCCCGAUGACCCAGAAGUGCUCGUGGAUAUCAGUCUCUUUCAGUCAUCUGAGCACACGCCCAUCUUUAUACACAUACCAAACAAUGGCUGCUACCUGCUGCCCGUUCCUUUGGACACAGAUGGGGCUUUGCUCCCUGGCGAUCCGGCGUGCCGCUUUGCCUCCAAGAAUGCAGGUGUGUUAAAUGUAUCGGAUGGGAGGAGCCUGGUGUUGGGUGAGGAGCAGGGAGAGGAUGGGAUGGAGGAGGAGGUGGCGGUUAAGACCACGGCAUGGACAGGAGUUUGCACUGUGCUACUUGUGGCUUUCAUUUUAAUAUUUCUGCUAGGCAUUGUGUUGCACAACAUGUCCUGUGUGUCCAAACGGUUCACCAUUAUCUCCUGUGGAUGAGAGGGAAGACUCUGUGGUACAAUUAAGAUAUGAAAUGGACCCAUGAACUCCUGUAGCUUGAGUUGUCUUGUUUGAUGUCAAAUACAGUAGUAAUAAUGUGCAUCAUAGGAGGAAAAGGGAAUGAAAGAAUACUUGACUUCAGGCUGAAUUCAAGGGCACUAUCUAUGCAGACCUAAAGGUGUUUCAAAUGUCUAGAAAGCUCUUGGGGAAUUUGUUCAGUUUAUGUGCAGAAAUGUCUUUAAUGAAUCUAGCAGUAGAGACUAAAUGUUUUUGCUUGUCUUGUGUGUACAUGAGGGAAACUAGCUUUGAAAAAUCUAAAUUUUCAUUAUCUCUAGUGCUAAAGACCUGUGUAUUAUUGACUGUUUGUAGGGUUGUGCAGUCUGAAAACUAAAAUGCAGCAUAUGGUGCUAAAUAACAUCGGAAGAUAGUUGCACUGCCUCCUUGAAUAAUACUGAUAACUUUGAAUCUAAGUGAGUCCUUGCUUUAGAGAUUGCAAUCGUAAAAUACAGCAAUAUUUUAUCAAAUUUCACUAAUCAAGUGUUUUCAAUGGUAACAAACUGUAUUGCUUUUUAUUUUUACUUGUGGGUUUUGCCUUUGUCCUUGAUUAAACUAUUGAAAUCAUGACUUCGGGAGAUGGUUAUUAAACAUUAAACUGUCCCCACUUUGCUACAGUUCCACUUCAUUAUACCAAACAAUCUACUCUGCAGCUGUUUUGAAAAGCUACUCAAAUAUGUCAAAAUGGCUUUAAAGGGGUCAGGACAUUUUAACAUAUAAGAGAUCAUUUUACUAGAAAAACAUACUGAAAGUUUCAGAACUUAAAGCUUACUCCUCUCUGCAAAAAGAGCAUUUGUUGAAACCAAGCUGCCAAAACGACUCGUUCUCCACUUCCUACACAUUGUGAUGUCACACUGUGGAAUACAUUUGCAUCCAUAGAUUUACAUGCAUAGAUGCUGGUUCGGAUAUAUCAACCGCAGCGCCAUCUUGGAGUGGUGAACAAGGAGAGCUAUUUAAUGUAAGUGAAUGGAGAAUAAGUCUCAGACCGCUGCAUAAACUGCUUUUGUGUGGAAAAGGUUCAUCAUGUAAUAAAAUGACAGACUGGGUGCUAAUUUUAAGUGAUUUCCAUUAUAUAUUCAUUUGAAGAGGAAUUUAUUUGCUGUCCCACCCCCUCUGUUUUAGAAGUGAAGUGUAGCUGUCUCUCCCAACUCUGAGAUCUGGACACAAAUCUUCAAUAAUACUUUCUCAGUGACCACCAACACACAAACGUGCAACUCAUACAGUAUAAAACUAUCCACAGAACACACAUCACCCAAGACAAAUUGUUUAAAAUGGGGCUUGCCAAUACAGGUAUUUGUUCACAAUGCACUUUAGGUAACACAGAUAAUUACCUCCAUGCCACUUGGACCUGCCAACCAGUUCACUCCCUCUAGACAGCAGUAACUAACAAACUUUCUCAGAUCUUGGGCUGCAGAAUUCCAUUGUCCCCAUCACUAUGUCUACUGGGUGAUUCUACACAAAUCACUCUACCAAAUAAAUAUAAAAACCAGCUACUCAUUUCUCUGUCACUGAGAAAGUAAUCUUUCAAAACUGGAAAUCCAAGAAUUCUUGUCACAUCACUCACUGGAUUAAUCUACUCACAGAAUAUAUUUCAAUAGAAAAAAUAACCACUUACAAAACAAGCAAUAUAUCAGCCUUUGAUGAAACGUGGGAUGUAUUUUUAACCUCUUUCAAAUCUACCACCCCAAGACUGAGGCCACGUACACAUCCACAGACCCCAGCUAUAAUUCCCAAUUCCCUAAUAAUAUAAUACAUAAUACCCAAUAUGCACAUUCACAGACAAAUAAUUUCCCCUUCCUUCUCUAUUUCUCUCUACAUCUCUUAGCUUAUCAUUUGUAUUAGCAAUGUUAUUGUUUUUUGUUUCCCUUUUCCCCUUUCUUUUUUUUUAUAAUUUUGUUUCUUUUUAAAUUGUUAACAUCCAUGCACAAAUCUUAUGCACACAUGCAUGCACACAUGCAUAUGUAUUAUUUUGUUUAUUUGUUUGUUAUCUUGUUUUUCAUCCUAAUGAUUGUCUGUUUUGAAACAUGUUAUUGUCCUGUAUGUUCUAACAUA
Messenger RNA from Xyrauchen texanus (razorback sucker), 3018 nucleotides. RefSeq names its product E3 ubiquitin-protein ligase rnf152-like. NCBI's taxonomy places the organism in Eukaryota, Metazoa, Chordata, Actinopteri, Cypriniformes, Catostomidae. The transcript is spliced from 2 exons. Bases 295 to 912 code for a protein of 205 amino acids. Gene Ontology annotation, molecular function: ubiquitin protein ligase activity. The record is from RefSeq and is a predicted model, not a curated record.